GCCAGACGCGGCGAACACGAUUGUACAGUACUAUUUGGCGGGCCAUGAUCGGCCAAGUGCUUCAAUAUUUCUGCAUUGCCAGGGCACAAUUCGAGGUCAGAGGCAGUAUGUCCUACGCGGUGUAAGUGGUUUCAUUCAGUGCUACGCUUUACCAUCUGCGAAGCAAUCUUCCAGCCAGCUUUGAUCGGUUCCCUCAUUCCCUUCUCUCGUUCACCAACUUGCAUUGGCGCUGGCUAUGGCACGUACGAUCCGCAUCGCGGCGGCCCAGAUGGGUGCUACCCAUCGCACUGACCCACGCAACAAAACACUGAACCGUAUGUUGUCACUGCUGGAGCAGGCAAGCAGCCAAGGUGCAGAACUCGUGCUGUUCCCAGAGACCGCUUUCACUACGUUCUUCCCGCGUUACCUCAUCAACGAUGCGGACGAGCUGGCUUCUUGGUUUGAACACGGCGAUGUCACGAAGUCCCCAAAUGCGGCACCUCUUUUCGACAAAGCUCGUGAGCUCGGUGUCGACGUCUCCGUUGGCUUCGCAGAAGCUGCUGAGAAUGGGGAGCGUUUCAACACGAGUGUCUACUACCACGCCAAGUCUGGAUCUGUCAUUGCCAAGUAUAGGAAGAUACAUCUACCAGGCGACUUCGAACCUUUUGCAGAUCCGGAGGCUACGAACCAACUGGAGAAGAGGUACUUCAAGCCUGGUGAUCUUGGCUUUGAAGCAUUCCGCGUGCCUGAUCUUGCAGACGGGACUGAGCCGAUCAUGGGCAUGAUGAUUUGCAAUGACCGACGCUGGUCUGAAGCAUGGCGCUGCCUAGGCCUGCAAGGAGCAGAAGUUGUUCUCUGCGGCUACAACACCGCUGGCUUUGCGCCGCAUCUCUGGGGUUCAGACAAGAAUCAGGAUCCAAGGGUCGCCGAGCAGACGGCGCUCUUCCAUCACAAGCUGGUUAUGCAGCAUGGCAGCUACACUAAUGCUGCAUUCUCGGUGUCGGCGGCGCGGUGUGGAAUGGACGACGGAAAGUACUCGCUCAUCGGAGGCUCAUGCAUUGUCGGUCCGGAAGGCGACGUCCUAGCGGAAGCGAAGACCACCGAAGACGAGAUUGUAAUUGCGGACUGCGAUCUUGACUUGUGCACGCAAGGCAAGUCAAGAACGUUCGAUUUCGGACGACACAGACGCGUUGAGCAUUACCAGAGGAUAGCGAACCAGACUGGAGUCGUACCGCCACCAAUGCUGAAAGACAUGAAGGCGAGAGGCGCUAAUGGUGUCCCUGCCACGAAUGGAACUUUGACAAAUGGUACGCACGAGAUUGCAGAGCGACCACUACCACGAGGUGGAAGGAAGAUACGUGUGCUUAUCUGCAAUCCAAACGCUACCGAAUCAAUGACAGCCAACUGCGUGAAGAUGGUCGAGCCUACUCUACCUUCCGACGUCGAAGUAGUGGGAUUCACAUCACCUCCGCCGGCUCCGUCUGCGGUAGAAGGUAAUUUCGACAACAUCAUGAGCGCUGCCGCCGCCGCACGUGCCAUCAUACCGCUCCAGCAACGGGAAGGUUACGACGCAAUGCUAGUAGCGUGCUAUUCAGAUCACGCUCUCAUCCGCAUGCUGCGGGAAGAGUUCGAUGUCCCAGUCAUCGGCAUCAUGGAGGCCAGUCUCUUCGCAGCUAGAACGCUUGGGGCACGUUUCGGCAUUGUCGCAACCUCAAGGCGGAGUCAGGUCAUGCACGCAGACGCCGUUCGGCAUUAUGGCAUGGAUGGCUUUUGCGCGGGAGUGGGUUCCUGCGAUCUUGGCGUGCUUGAUCUGGAGAGGAAGCCGAGGCAGGAAGUUCUGAAGAUUAUGCAGGAUGUGGCCGUCAAACUGGCUGGGCAAGGUGCAGAAGUGCUUACGCUCGGCUGCGCUGGCAUGACGGAUAUGAAGAUGGCUGUUGAGGAAGCGGUGGGUGAGACAGUCCGUGUGGUUGACGGGGUUGUUGCUGGUGUUCACCACCUCGUCGGAUUGGUACGUUUGGGUGGGAAGACCGCGAAGUCGGGAUUGUAUGCUUCAAGCGCACAAGGCAGGAAGGCGAGAGGGCAAGACUACGUUUGAGGCGAAAAGAAGAGCAUGAUCAUUGAUCGUUAGCGCUGGCUGUGCGCUCAGUUCGCUGCUUGAACAGCCAUCCAACAGCGACCAGCGAGCUUGCCAGCAUGCACAAUGUGGUGAACCAUACCACGUCAGAGUAUCUGCCGAGACCAUAGCUGUCGAUAUUGAUAGCGGUGCUCCUUCGAACCAGACGGCUACUGAUGGGUCCCUCGAGGAUGUUAGCGACGCCUCUUUCGAAGCUGAAUAGCCCGUAAAGCAACAUAGCAAACUCUUCGUCUUUCCCUCCAUCACUCGACACGGUCAGGAACGUGCACAUUCUGGUGUAUAAGACACUGUAACUUGCGC
Molecule: messenger RNA, 2413 nt
Organism: Baudoinia panamericana UAMH 10762
Lineage: Eukaryota; Fungi; Ascomycota; Dothideomycetes; Mycosphaerellales; Teratosphaeriaceae
Exons: 3
Coding region: 236-2074 (612 amino acids)
Source: RefSeq, a predicted model, not a curated record